This is a messenger RNA of Penicillium chermesinum, 633 nucleotides long. It is a transcript of the gene rhbA, whose product is annotated as Rheb family small GTPase rhbA. Gene Ontology annotation, molecular function: GDP binding; GTPase activity; GTP binding. The record is from RefSeq and is a predicted model, not a curated record. The coding region runs from base 1 to 633 and encodes 210 amino acids. Gene Ontology annotation, biological process: small GTPase-mediated signal transduction. Gene Ontology annotation, cellular component: plasma membrane. NCBI's taxonomy places the organism in Eukaryota, Fungi, Ascomycota, Eurotiomycetes, Eurotiales, Aspergillaceae. The transcript has 3 exons.
AUGCCCGCUGCCCCUAAGCAGAGAAAGAUCGCCAUCGUCGGUAGCCGCUCCGUCGUUUGCGCUGCCCUAGGAAAAUCCUCUCUCACCGUUCGCUUUGUGGAGCACCAUUUUGUUGAAAGCUACUACCCAACCAUCGAGAAUACUUUUAGUCGGAUCAUUAAGUACAAUGGCCAGGACUAUGCAACUGAGAUAGUGGAUACUGCUGGACAGGUUGGCCUACACACGGACUCGAACUGCCAGAAGGGCCGACUAACUUCCCAACAGGACGAAUACAGCAUCUUAAAUUCCAAGCAUUUUAUUGGUAUUCAUGGGUAUAUCAUUGUGUACUCGGUCACGUCACGCCAGUCAUUUGAGAUGGUGAAGGUCAUUCGAGACAAGAUUUUGAAUCACUUGGGAGCGGACGAGGUGCCUCUGGUUGUAGUCGGCAAUAAGAGCGAUUUGAAGCCAGAGCAGCGACAAGUCUCUCUUGAUGAAGCCCGUCAACUAGCAGAGGAAGUUAACUGCGCAUUCACCGAGGCCAGCGCCUUCCUCGAUUUCAAUGUGACUAAGGCAUUCGAGCUUAUGAUCGGUGAAAUAGAAAAAUCCCAGAACCCGAAUCAGCCCACAGGCGGAAACAAAUGCGCUCUUAUGUGA